Salvia miltiorrhiza (redroot sage) is the source of this 2092-nucleotide messenger RNA. Its product is annotated as protein DA1-related 1-like. Gene Ontology annotation, molecular function: ubiquitin binding. The coding region runs from base 406 to 1857 and encodes 483 amino acids. Lineage: Eukaryota; Viridiplantae; Streptophyta; Magnoliopsida; Lamiales; Lamiaceae. The transcript has 13 exons. The record is from RefSeq and is a predicted model, not a curated record.
UCGACCAAAUUAGUAAUAUAAAAAUGUAACAUAUUAUAGUAAUUUUUUAAAAAAAAAAAGAAAAAAAGAAAAAAGAAAAAGAGAGAGGCAAAACCAGCCUCAUUUUCACUAAUCUUGCCUUUUUGUCAAAUACAAAGGCUAACAAUAGUGGGUUUUGACAUUUAGUGACUGAUGGUGUAAGAGUGGGACUAAAAGGUGAGGAAGGGUCCAGCUUCAGACAAGUACAUAAAAUCUUGAAAUUGAAUCAUCCUAUUCCUUGGGUUUUAUCUUCAAUUGUUUGAUACAAAUUCUCACAUCAUCUUUCUGCACAAAUUAGUGAUAUUUGCAACAGGCAGAAUUUUAUGAUGGUUUGUCUGAUUUGGGAUUCAUCAUACACCUUGGAAUACUGCUGAUUGGGUUGGCACUAUGGGUUGGCUGACCAAGAUUUUGAAAGGCUCCUCCAGUCACAAAAUCUCAGAAGAGCAUUAUCAUUGUGAUCAUGAUGAUGAAGUAACUUGGGAAGCAGCUCGUGUUUCGCGGGGCUCAUCGGAUUUCGACACAGAAGAGAUUGACAGAGCAAUCGCGCUUUCCAUAGCUGAGGAAGAUGAGAAAGGAAAGAAAGUGAUAGAUAGCGAUUCUCAGUUAGAGGAAGACGAGCAGCUUGCUAAGGCGCUUCAAGAAAGUUUGAAUCUAGAGUCUCCGCCUCCAUCACCCCCUCUACGAGAACAUGGAAGACUCUUUGCGCCUUUUCCGUUCCUUGAUCCUUCGAGAUAUAGAACAUGUGCUGGUUGUAAUAGCCAAAUUGGUAAUGGAAGAUACUUGAGUUGCAUGGGAGCGGUUUGGCAUCCAGAUUGUUUCUGUUGUCAUGCUUGUGAUAAGCCGAUUUCUGAAAUAGAGUUCUCGAUGAUGGAUGACCGCCCGUACCAUAAAUCUUGCUACAUGGAGCUGCAUCAUCCCAAAUGUGAUGUUUGCAAGAAUUUUAUCCCAACGAAUGCUGCUGGCCUUAUUGAGUACAGAGCACAUCCAUUCUGGCCUCAGAAGUACUGCCCUUCACACGAGCAAGAUGGAACGCCUCGUUGUUGUAGCUGCGAGAAAAUGGAGCCGGUUGAUGCUACGUAUUUGCAUCUCGAGGAUGGAAGAAAGCUCUGUCUUGAGUGUUUGGACUCGUCGAUAAUGGACACUCACGAAUGCCAACCUCUUUACCUUGAGAUACAAGAUUUCUACGAAGGCCUAAACAUGAAGGUGGAGCAGCAGAUUCCUUUACUCUUAGUCGAAAGACAAGCACUAAACGAAGCCAUGGAAGAAGAGAAAAAGGGUCAUCAUCGUGUGUCUGAGACUCGAGGACUUUGCCUGUCGGAAGAGCAGAUCAUUACUAUGGUGUCGAGGAGGCCAAGAAUUGGAGGCUUCCGGGUACUAGACUUAUUCACUGAGCCAUAUAGGCUGGUCCGCCGGUGUGAAGUAACAGCAAUUCUUGUUUUGUAUGGCCUUCCAAGGUUAUUAACCGGAUCCAUCCUCGCCCACGAGAUGAUGCAUGCUUGGCUGCGCCUCAAAGGUUACCCAAAUUUGGAUCCAAAGGUGGAAGAAGGUAUUUGCCAAGUGCUAGCUCAUAUGUGGUUGGAUUCCGAGAUUGCCGGUGGUGCCACUACGUCUUCAUCAUCUUCGUCUUCUUCUUCGUCGUCGUCCUCGUCCAGCUCAUCAUCGAAGAAGGGGCAACGGUCCCAAUUCGAGAGAAAACUUGGCGAGUUUUUCAAGCACCAGAUUGAAACAAGCUCGUCGCCGGUAUAUGGAGAUGGUUUUAGAGAAGCAGAUGAGGCAGUGGUCAAGUAUGACCUAAAAAGGACUCUUGAUCACAUUCGCUUCACCGGUUGUUUUCCUUGAUCAUAUAUUAUUUUUCAUCUCCUACAUCAUUUUCAUAUAUACACACACGUUAGAUUAUAAACAAACAGAAAAAGAAAAUGUAAUUUAUAAAGAAAAAACACAAGUGUUGAGGCUACUCGAUACUGUCGAAUUCGAGCGUGAGCUUAAGCUCCACUCGUUAGAUGUUUGUAUACAUGAUAUUCAAGUUCGAACUCGUUAAAAACUUCUAAAAAAAACUUGAUAAAUAUUCAAACUA